AUGUCAGGUUGGACAGCUGACCCAGCAUCAUACAAUACUGUUUUGUGUAAGUUUCAAGCUUAUACCAACAAAUUAGGUCAGACAAGUUGCUCCUAUUUUAUUCUUGCUGCUACCAUCGAUCGAUGUCUUCAAUCUAGUCAGAAUGUACGUUACCGACAGAUGAGCUCGAUCAAGAAUUCUACACGAGCAAUUACCAUAAUUUUAAUCGUAUUCGGUAUCUAUCAUUCAAUUCAUGCUAUCUGUUAUGAAGCUUUUCUUACUAUUCCUCCAAUAAAAUGCUAUGCUGGCUCAAAAACUUGCCGUUAUUUUGAGAAUAUAUCAUAUGCGUUAAUCACUAUUAUAGUACCUCACUGUACAAUACUUUUUAUUGGUUGGAAAACUAUUCAUAGUAUUCGUUACUCUCGACGACGUGUCAAUGUUGAUAUUUUUCAUAAUUCAGCAUUUAAUACAAAUAUGGCUUCAAGUAUCACAAGAGUUAUGAGAAAUCAAGUUGCAAAUCAAGCUAAGAUGAGAAGCUUAGGACGUAUGCUAAUUGUUCAAGUAUUUGCUUACAUUAUCCUGACGUUACCUGCUGUUGCUGAAGCAUUAUAUUUAACAAUGACACUUGAAAAAAAAGGAAGCGUAGACACUGAUCUACAACUUGCUAUUGAUAGAUUCGUUUUUGCAUUUACUGGAGUACUCUCAUAUAUGGCCAUAAGCCUUCCAUUUUAUCUUUAUACAUUAGCUGGACCUACAUUUAGAAAAAUACUUAUUAAAAUUGUGACAAAAAGGCGAUGCUGUUUUGUUGAUCAUUAA
Messenger RNA from Rotaria sp. Silwood2, 795 nucleotides. NCBI's taxonomy places the organism in Eukaryota, Metazoa, Rotifera, Eurotatoria, Philodinida, Philodinidae. The record is from the annotation of a GenBank genome assembly.